AUGUGUUGUAACUACUACGGAAGCUCCUGUGGCUAUGGCUCUGGCUAUGGCUAUGGCUCAGGCUAUGGCUGUGGAUAUGGCCCUGGCUAUGGAAGUGGCUGUGGAUAUGGCUCCUACUAUAGGCCUGGAUGCUGUGGCUGCCGACCAUCUUGCUACAGAAGAUGCUAUUCUUGUUGCUAG
Messenger RNA from Microtus ochrogaster (prairie vole), 180 nucleotides. RefSeq names its product keratin-associated protein 6-2-like. The record is from RefSeq and is a predicted model, not a curated record. The transcript has 2 exons. NCBI's taxonomy places the organism in Eukaryota, Metazoa, Chordata, Mammalia, Rodentia, Cricetidae. The coding region runs from base 1 to 180 and encodes 59 amino acids.